This is a messenger RNA of Argiope bruennichi, 945 nucleotides long. RefSeq names its product protein hunchback-like. The record is from RefSeq and is a predicted model, not a curated record. NCBI's taxonomy places the organism in Eukaryota, Metazoa, Arthropoda, Arachnida, Araneae, Araneidae. The transcript is spliced from 2 exons. Bases 1 to 945 code for a protein of 314 amino acids.
AUGAGUGAAAAUUCUGAUGAAUCCAAAACACUUCCUGGUGCAUUACCCACACCGCCGCCACCACCAACCUCAAAACCACACCUCACACACAGGCAUUACCCACACCGCCGCCACCACCAACCUCAAAACCACACCUCACACACAGGCAUUACCCACACCGCCGCCACCACCAACCUCAAAACCACACCUCACACACAGGCAUUGCCCACGCCGCCACCACCAACCUCAAAACCACACCUCACUCACGUGCAUUGCCCACGCCGCCACCACCAACCUCAAAACCACACCUCACUCACGUGCAUUGCCCACGCCGCCACCACCAACCUCAAAACCACACCUCACUCACGUGCAUUGCCCACGCCGCCACCACCAACCUCAAAACCACACCUCACUCACGUGCAUUGCCCACGCCGCCACCACCAACCUCAAAGCCACACCUCACUCACGUGCAUUGCCCACGCCGCCACCAAUCUCAAAGCCACACCUCACUCACGUGCAUUGCCCACGCCGCCACCAAUCUCAAAGCCACACCUCACUCACGUGCAUUGCCCACGCCGCCACCAAUCUCAAAGCCACACCUCACUCACGUGCAUUGCCCACGCCGCCACCACCAAAUUCAAAGCCACACCUCACUCCCGUGCAUUGCCCACGCCGCCACCACCAAAUUCAAAGCCACACCUCACUCCCGUGCAUUGCCCACGCCGCCACCACCAAAUUCAAAGCCACACCUCACUCCCGUGCAUUGCCCACGCCUCCACCACCAAAUUCAAAGCCACACCUCACUCCCGUGCAUUGCCCACGCCUCCACCACCAAAUUCAAAGCCACACCUCACUCCCGUGCAUUGCCCAUGCCUCCAACAUUUACCCAAGGAACCACCAAACCCCGAAACCACAGCUGAAACACUCAUUACCCACGCCUCUACCUCCAGUGAAUGGUUCUCGUAA